Hydractinia symbiolongicarpus is the source of this 3802-nucleotide messenger RNA. RefSeq names its product PC4 and SFRS1-interacting protein-like. Gene Ontology annotation, molecular function: zinc ion binding. Bases 466 to 3135 code for a protein of 889 amino acids. Lineage: Eukaryota; Metazoa; Cnidaria; Hydrozoa; Anthoathecata; Hydractiniidae. The record is from RefSeq and is a predicted model, not a curated record. The transcript is spliced from 12 exons. Gene Ontology annotation, cellular component: nucleus.
AGAUCGUUUCAAAAAUGUUUAUUUUAUAAGUUCAAAUUUAAUUAGCUAUUAACAAUCUGUAUGCAAAAUAUACAGAUGUGUUUAAGGCGUAAUUUGGUUACCACGAAUUUCAAUGGACAGUACUGAUGCCAGCCACGAAAAAUGAUUAACUAAGGAAAAAUCUAGAGAUGUCAUGGAUUGCAUGAAAGAAAUCACAACUAAACACUCAGGUGGUAUACACCUAAUAUCUGUUUUGCCCAAAAUGUCUGAAAUUAGAAUUAAUUGUAACAACAGCCAAUUUGUUUGGUUCUGAUGAAAGAUUGACAAAAUAAAAAGACAUGUCAAUCAUAAUAGUGGCACACCCAGUACUAUUCUUGACUGUUGCCAAAAUUCAAAACUUCGCAACCUGCUUAUUUAAUUUUUUUUUCACUCUUUUUUUUAUCUAAAUAGUAUCUAAAUAAUAAAAUUUAGUGAAAUUAAAGUUGGAUGGAAUCUACUCGACUCGAUACGUUUCAAGAUAUUACCAACUUUGACAAUGGUGAAAGAAAAGUGAAAAAAGAGACAGUUGAAACCGAAUCUGGAAAAAGUAUAAAAAAACAGAAAGAAAAUCAAACAAAGAAAAUGUCUGACGAAGAAAAUAUACAUUGUAAUAAUUUUGAAGUAGAAUCAACAUAUUACAACAUUGAUAAAGGAGCUAACAGUUUUAUUGACAAAACGUCUGUCUUGAAAAAUUUAACUAAAAAUGGAGAUAAUGCUUCAGAGAAUGACGGAGAUAGUAAUUCAUUUGAGAACGGUGAAGACAAGGAACUAUCUGAGAAUAAUAAAGAAAGUAAUUCAUUUGAGAAUGAUGAAGGUAAUAAACUGUCUGUGAAUGAUGAAGAUAAUGAACUUGCUUCAUUAGUCUCGUCUGGUUCAAGUAAUGAAAAUAUGUCACAUCACAAACGAAGCUCUCCAUCGCAAAGAAAUGAUAGUAAUGAUGAUGAUGUUGAUGAUGAGUUCGGUAUUGCGAUGUUCGAAUCUAACGAAAAAUUACAAAACUCAAUGAAAAGUGAUCUGAACAAUCAAGAAAAGGUUGACUCUCCCAUCUCUGAAAAAGCACUAAGAAGGCGAGAGAAACGCAGUUCAUGGAUACAAUGUGAUCGUCCUGAAUGUCAAAAAUGGAGAAGAAUUGAUUACGUAGAUGACUUACGAAAUGUAUCUGAUGGUAAAUGGAUAUGUUGCAUGAAUGAAGAUAGCCAACAUAACGACUGUGAUUUAUCACAAGAGUCUUUCCCAGACAUUGGAAGUGAAGACGAGUCGAUCUACACUACAUUUAAACCAGGAACUCUCGUGCUAGGAAAAAUGCCUGGCUAUCCAUGGUGGCCUGGUAUUAUUGAAGAUGAUCCGGACUUUGACAGUUAUUUCUAUUUAGAGCAUAGGAAAGAAAAGACCGUAGUCAGCUAUCAUGUGACGUUUUUUGGCAAAGAUGUAUCCAGAGCUUGGCUUAAUGAAGUUGCAGUUACUAAUUUUGAUGGUCACGAAACUCUUAAAGAUUUAGGAACAAUGUCAAGUGGUGGCAAGCGAUAUGCUCGACAAGUCACGGCUGCACUUGGCGAUGCUAAGAAGGCAAUGGAAUAUUCUUCAGAGAAAAGAUUAAGAAGAUACGGUUUUUUAAAGAGAUACAAAGGAAACGAUAGACCGAAAGAAACAUGUACUGUUGACAAUGAGACGAAAGUGAAGAAAAAUCGUUUUAACAACGGAGUAAAAAAAGAAAAGAAACACAAACAGUCUGAAGAAGUUAUAAAACAGUCACCCACCACAGUUGUCAAAAACGUUGGUGAUAAAGCUGGAGGUUCAACUAAAACAAAAGUUUACAACGGAAAACAAACAGCUCGAAAACUUAAUAAAACUAAAGUCUCAAAAGACGAUUCUUUAAGAGACAAAAAGGAGAAAAAAAGGAAGUCAAAGGAUUAUGAUAGUCGAAAUUUGGUCACAAGUGACAAAAACGGUACAAACAGCGAAUUUGCACGACCCACUGAGGAGGAAAACAGCGAUGCCUUUGACUUUCCUAGUGAUGAUCCGAUUCCAGUUGGUGGAUUGAUAUGUGGUAAUGAUAAUGAAAAACAAGUUAAUUCUGUCAAAACUAAACUUGAUAAGGAGGUGCCCAGUAAUGAACUGACAGACCUUGAAACUCAUACGAAGAACAUGGUUGAGAAAUAUAUAUCUACCGAAGAGCUUGAUAGAAUUGUUUUGUCGAAAGACGAUGUUCAACGUGAAAGGAAAAACAAACUUGAAACUAAAGGAUCAAAGAAGGUUGAAAAUAAAUCUGAACAAAAGACAAAGAUGAAACAACCUAGAAAGGAUGGUUCUGGUGAGCAAACAAAAAGCGGCAGUGUACCUCAUGGUGGUGUUAAGAAGAAGAAAAAGAAUGUUGAGCAACCAAAGAAAAGCAAAACUUCUCCAAAAUCUUCUACAGUAAAAUGUGUGGACACGUGUGCCACUUUUGAGAUGGAUACACAACAAGAUUGUAUUGAUGACGUAACAAAUUCAGAAAAAUUAAGUCUUGAUCAGUCAGACGAUUCUGUCAAAAAAACGUCAGAAGUCCCGAAUAAAAAUAGUGAAAAAGAAAAAUUGAAAGAAAAACCCGUAAAAGAAAAAUCGUCAGAUAAAAAAAUAAAAAAGAAAAAAUCAUUAGAUAAUAAAGAACUGAAAGAAAGCUUUAUUGAUAAAAAGAAAUUCACGCCGAAAAAAGAAAGUGAAGUUGACCAAACAGAAUUGUCAUCCCAGAAGAAGAAAAAGAAAAUACCAAAGCUUGUUAAGGCAAAACUUCCUUCUGUACCUGUGGAGGAGAUCUUGAAACACGAUUCAUCUCAAGCCGAAAAACCUCCACCGAAGCUGAAAAAGUCGUCUUUUAAAGCACCGGUGAAAUCGGAUGCAUGUGAAAAAGUUGCUCCUUCUUUUUCAGCACGGAAGAAGAAAUCGAUCGGUGGAAAACGACCUAUCACGAGAUCGGAGGAUGAGAUUGAGAUAUCAACAGAACCGCCUGUUAAAAAAAUGAUGACUGAAGAAGUUUCGUUGACAGACAGUGCCACCGAAGGAGAUCUUUUCGCGUUGAUGAGUGAUGAAGAGAAAUGCAUUAAAAAAGAAACCAUGUUACACGACUCGCCUGAAUUUUAAAUAUUGUCGCUUGUAAUAUUUCGAUGAUUAACAUUCAACCUUAACUUCGAGUUACUUCUUCACAAUCAAUCGCCGAGUUACUUGUUCACAAUAUCACCGUCUGCUCUUGGUUUAGGUUGUUAAGCUGUCGUCGGUGUUUCUAUUCCAAAACAUUACAGCAAAAAGAAUUCUGUUAUUUAAAAAAGCAGAUCGAUUAACAAGUUUUUUUCGUUCAUACCCAAAGUAAAGUUUCUUUUGCGGACAUGAAUGAAAAAGUGCAUCGCGUAUUUAGGAAUGGUGAUGGUGAAUUUGUAAAUAAAAAGUUAAAUAUGUAAAUACGUUCUUCCAUAUUUUUCAACAAUGUUUUUGGAUACAUGAAGUACCCCAAGUAAUGGCCUACAAAAUUUUGAAGUGUGGCUUAAAUUUCUGUAAAAAUACUCAGAAUUACUUUUUAACUCGAGUUAAAUUUUAAAUUUAGUUAAAAUUUAGUUAAAUUUUAGAUCCAUGAAUGCCUUUCGUUCUUGUGUGGCUUUUAUAUAUUAUAUGUUUAAAGAAACUUAGUACUUUCUGAUUUUCCAGAUAAUUAGUAUAGAAGUUAAGAAAUAUGUGCCCAAAAAAGCAUUUUAAAAAGUGCGCUGUUUUAAUUUUUAAUAAUUUAUAAAUAUAACCUAUAUCCUAUAUAGUUCGA